Molecule: messenger RNA, 653 nt
Organism: Suillus subalutaceus
Lineage: Eukaryota; Fungi; Basidiomycota; Agaricomycetes; Boletales; Suillaceae
Exons: 1
Coding region: 85-558 (157 amino acids)
Source: RefSeq, a predicted model, not a curated record
GUGCCGAUCUUGUAUCUCGCUGUACGCAGAAUUCAACUUGUACUUCUGUGCGACUGCGCCUCUGAAGACUUGCACACUACGAGUAUGAUCGUUGUUCCGCGAUUGCUGGUUGAUCGCCACAGGACGUUGUAUGCCCCAAGUGACAAGUCUGCCGUGGAUUUCAAAUCAGUUCCAAUCUUGGCUGCCGCUAGUGAAAUUCCACGUCAUCGGUCAACCAUAUCGACAUCGAUCAGAUAUAGACGCUCGAAUGAGCAAGCUAUGAGACGCUCCCUUACUGCCGCCUUGCUCAUUGCACCUAUCAUCACCGUGUCGUAUACUUAUCAGCUCACCCUGAUUGCCGUAUAUCCACAAAAGAUUAAGCUGUUGAGCACCACCGUGCGUCUCGUGCAAAUCUUGCAUGCCAUCUCCACCGUCAGCAGCAUGCUGUCAGAUCCAAGUCAGGCCCCGUACUUACGCAGCAAUACAAUGUACCCUACCUUACCUCUGUCAUCACAAGCGGCCGAUUCUGUGACAUCGCCCUGUUCCAAACCCAAAAUCUGUCCCUCUGCCAGCUCCUGAAUGUUGGUAUUUAGCGCCUCGGACGCGUCAUUUCCCGACUCCACCGCCCGCUUCCUAUUUCAACCUUGCUGUUGUUGAUCACGUUUUGUCAAUCA